Molecule: messenger RNA, 1149 nt
Organism: Kazachstania africana CBS 2517
Lineage: Eukaryota; Fungi; Ascomycota; Saccharomycetes; Saccharomycetales; Saccharomycetaceae
Gene: PEX12
Product: ubiquitin-protein ligase peroxin 12
Exons: 1
Coding region: 1-1149 (382 amino acids)
Biological process (GO): protein import into peroxisome matrix; protein monoubiquitination
Cellular component (GO): peroxisomal importomer complex; peroxisomal membrane
Molecular function (GO): protein binding; ubiquitin-protein transferase activity; zinc ion binding
Source: RefSeq, a predicted model, not a curated record
AUGAGUUUCUAUUCAAGUCUGCCAUCUAGUACUACGAGUGAUACGUUGUAUCCAACUCUUUUUGAAAUCGUCUCUUCUCAGGAAAUCGAUGAUUUGCUCCCUUCAUCUAUUAGGUAUAUCAUAACAAAUUACUGGAUUCUUAACAACCCGACAAGAUGGAAACUUCAGAUAAAUAACUAUUUUGAUGAGUGGUUUAGGCUUCUUUUAAAAGGAGGUGUUGAACUUUAUCAUUUAAAUCAUUAUAAUUCAACUUUUAUUGACAGGUUUUACGGAUUGCAAAAAUUUAACGCUAAGAAUAAGACAUAUUUAAGAGCUCAAACUAAGUUAUUGGAAAAUGAAAACGGUGAAUGGUUACUAAAUUUACAGUUAACUCAGUGGCAGAAAUUGAUUCUUCUGUUGCAAAAGACAAUAAUACCUUAUUCAAAAAUAAAAUUAGAUGAACUUCAUCAAAAACUCUCGGUUCAAUCUACUUUCCAUGAAACUAAUGAAAAGAUACACAAAUGGUUUUUAAAAUGGUAUCCAAAGUUUAAAAAACUCGUUUUCAUACUCAAUCUAGUUGUCAAAUUGAACUUUCUUGGCGGAAAAACAGGUUCUACUUCAUUCUUAGAUUACAUAACUAACAUUGAAUAUACAAGAAUAAUGGUACCUUUACAGGAGAGGUCCGGGAGUUAUCAGGGUAUACCGCUCAAGAAUAAUAAUGAUUUUAAUAGGCCAGUGAAACUCAAUAAGAUGACGGUAUGGAAAUCAGUAAUGGAAAAUUUAAAAUUCUUAAACUCAAUAAAUUUUAAGCUUUUGGCAAAUUUAUUCCCAGCAUUUAUAUUCAUCUUGAAAGUUUAUCAAUGGUGGGUUGCCAAUGACUUAUCGACAAAAUUAUCCAAUAAGCUAAAUAAUAUAGAUAAACAAAUCCCAAGACCGCCAACUCGUGAAGGUGAGACUUUGACUUCAAAUAAUUGUCCCAUAUGUUCGCAGCCUAUCACAAAUCCUUGCAUAUUGGAAAAUGGAUUAGUAGCUUGCUAUCCCUGCACGAUAGACUAUCUAAAAAAACAUGAAGGUAAAAGUCCCAUAACAAAUCAGAGACUGCUGGGUUGUGUGUUUGACAAGGAUACCAAAGAAUGGGUAUUUACAGGUAUUAGGAGGCUCUUAAUCUGA